Molecule: messenger RNA, 1476 nt
Organism: Caenorhabditis elegans
Lineage: Eukaryota; Metazoa; Nematoda; Chromadorea; Rhabditida; Rhabditidae
Gene: M162.5
Product: Major facilitator superfamily (MFS) profile domain-containing protein
Biological process (GO): transmembrane transport
Cellular component (GO): membrane
Molecular function (GO): transmembrane transporter activity
Source: RefSeq, marked reviewed
GUAAUACAAUGAAAGUGGCGCCGGAGAAGAAGCCACCGAUUCCGGUGGUUAUUACUGCAGAGCAGAUGAGCUCUGAGGCCAAGGAGAAUGGAUUAGAACCCUCCUCCUCCAAAAUCCGUUACAUCGUGCUCAUUCUCAGCAUGACCUGUCUCUCAUUCAUGAUGUCCAAUGUGAUCUGCUUCAACUUCACCGUCCUCUGUAUGCCAGGCACUGGCGAGUCGUCGGAGCUCACCGGAAACAAGACCCAAUACAUUGGAUACAAUAGGCAGGAGAAGACGUGGUUGUUCAGUACAGUGGCUGUAGGUGCCAUGUUCGGAUUGUUUCCGGUGAUCAUUGGAAUUAGUACAUAUGGAUUGAGAAAGGUGUUUUUUGCCGCGGGCAUGUUAACCUCGCUAACUACUUUUUUGAUUCCUAUUGUGGCACCGAUGGAUUUCAAUUUGUUCCUGUUGAUGAGAUUUCUGCAGGGAAUGUCCUACGCCGGCUGUAUGCCAGCUGUUGGGGCCAUCACUUCUUCCUGGGCUUCUCUAACCCAACAGGGAUUAUUUAUUGCUGCACUGACCACAUUCGGUCAGCUCUCCUCGAUCUUCUCAAUGCCCAUUGCUGGGGAGCUCUGUGUUUCUCCGUUUGGCUGGAAGUCUGUCUACUUUCUGCAUGCCGCAAUUUCAAUGGUCAUUUUUUUGGCAUGGUUCGCAGUAUUUACAGAUUCACCGAGCACCAACAAGCUCGUAAAAUCAACCGAGCUCCUUGAAAUCCAAAAAGGAAAAUCCGACGCAGCUGCGAAUGGCAAGCAAGAGGCGACACCCUACCUGGAAAUCCUCACAACUCCAUCUGUCUGGGGUAUAUGGAUUGGUGCCCUGGGAGAUCUUAUAGCCGUCCAACUGAUUCACAUCUACUCACCUGUCUACUUACAUGAUAUUGGAGGUUAUUCAGUGGAGAAGACCGGCUUUGCAGCCGCCGUACCGGUGUUGUUUCAGUUUUUUAUGAAGCUUUUUGCAGGCCACUCCAGUGACCGAAUCUCUGGAAUAUCUGAGACAACAAAGCUCCGGAUCUACAAUACUAUUGCUCUGGGCGCCAGUGCCGUAUUUCUAGCUGCUCUGGGUUUUGUAAAAGAAGGCCAGGGGCUGACCGGCUUGACACUCAUGACUGUAGCCACCGCAAUGUUUGGAUUCAACGGUGGAGGUUUUAUAAAGUGCGCCGCCCUUGUCUCCCGACAGCACAAUCAUUUUGUCAUGGCAAACGUCCAGUUCCUGCUGUGCCUCUCGAUGCUUCUCUGUCCAAUACUUGUAUCAUUUUUGCUUCGACACGGAACUAUAACUGAAUGGAGAUUGGUUUUCUUUGUUCACGCCGGAAUCCUUGCCGCUUGUAAUCUUAUAUUUUGUCUGUUGGCCACUGCAAAACCGGCUCCCUGGACAGAUCGGACGUUGAAGCCAUCGGCGUCGAGAAACACACCAUUGUAUACAAUAAAGUAUUGAUUAU